Molecule: messenger RNA, 1232 nt
Organism: Dermatophagoides pteronyssinus (European house dust mite)
Lineage: Eukaryota; Metazoa; Arthropoda; Arachnida; Sarcoptiformes; Pyroglyphidae
Product: glycine receptor subunit alpha-2-like
Biological process (GO): monoatomic ion transmembrane transport
Cellular component (GO): membrane
Molecular function (GO): extracellular ligand-gated monoatomic ion channel activity; transmembrane signaling receptor activity
Source: RefSeq, a predicted model, not a curated record
UGGUAAAAUCACAGAAUUGGAUACUGGAUUAUUUAUUACCACCGGAUUAUAAUCGUGAUGUAAUGCCAAUCAAUAAUGCUGAUCAAAAAUCUUUGCAAGUUAAUGUUACACUUUAUAUUAAUCUUUUUCGUGGAACUGAUAAUGAAUUGCAUAUCGAUGCGGAUCUAUAUCUUUGCCUAAAAUGGUAUGAUUAUCGAUUAUUAACGUUGCCGGAAGAAAUUAUACCACCACCAAUAAAUACAAGUGAACCAAGGAAAACAUAUGGAAAAAUUCAGAUUACCGAUUAUGAACGAUUAUGGAUACCAAAAGUUUAUUUUCGUAAUGGUGUUCAAUCCAAUGUGAUCAAUAGUCUUCGUGAUUUACAAUAUGUUAGUAUUUAUCCGGAAAAACAUCGUCUCAAAUAUUGUCAACGAUCAUCAACAUUAUUUAUGUGUCAUUUUAUUACAUCGAAUUUGCCGUUUGAUGAACAAAAUUGCUAUUUUGAAAUUGAAAGUCUUGACAUUUGGAAUGAUAAUGUUACAUUAAAUAUAACAAAAUUUCGUAUGCCCGAUGGUAAUGAACAAUUUCGUGUUCGUGAACAAGUAACCGAUUAUUGUCAACCAAAAAUACAAGAUCCAUUUAAUCCAAAUCUUGGCUAUAAUCUUACACAAAAUUCCUGUGUAUUUGCCCGUGUACAAUUAGUUCGUCAUGUUGGUUAUUAUAUAAUGCGUUAUUAUACACCAACAGCAUUAUUAGUGUUGAUGAAUUUUGUUCAAUUUUGGACACCAACCGUAUGCGCACCAGGUCGUGCUAUAUUUACCGGUGUUAUCGAAAUGACAAUGAAAAGUGUUAGUAUAACUGCAUAUGGUGAAACAUCAUCCAGGCAUGUAACAUCAUUAUUUUGGUGGCAAUGGGGUUGUCAAUUUUUUAUAUUUGUUUCGGAAAUUGAAUAUGCAAUGAUAUUUGGUUGGGCACAUUUUGUUGUUGAUAAACAUCAUGCACGGAAAAAUAAUUAUACAAGUCCGGAUGGUUAUUAUUUUGGCAAAAAUAAUUGGUAUAAAAAAUGUGGUGCAGCAAUAACAAAAUGUUUACAUUUUAUAUUCGGCCCGAUUGAUUUUUUUGCCGAUCCAGUUAAUCGUAAUAAAGUGGAUUAUUUUGCACGCGUUCUAUUUCCGGCUACAUUUUUCUUCUAUAUUUGUUUGUAUGUUGUUGCCAGUUUUCCACCGUGGGCAUGGAAAUAUCGUAUGCAUUAA